AUGAAGAUUGCUGUGGAAGGUUGCUGCCAUGGAGAGCUGGACAAGAUAUAUGACUCUGUCAGUGAACUGGAGAGACAGAAUGGAUUCAAGAUUGACCUUUUAAUCAUCUGUGGAGAUUUUCAAGCAGUCCGCAACUUUGAUGACCUGCAGGCUAUGGCCGUCCCUCCAAAAUUCCAAAAGUUAAAUACUUUCUACAAGUAUUACAGUGGAGAAAAGUUGGCCCCGGUGCUGACUGUGUUUAUUGGAGGCAAUCAUGAAGCCUCCAACUACAUGCAGGAGUUGCCCUAUGGAGGAUGGGUGGCCCCAAAUAUCUACUACAUGGGUUAUGGAGGUAUCAUUCAAAUUGGUAAUGUUCGUAUUGGAGGGGUCUCGGGCAUAUUUAAGGGGCACGACUACAACCGUGGUCACUUUGAAAGGCCCCCCUAUGAUGACCACACAAAACGAAGUGUUUACCAUGUCCGGAACUUGGAGAUUUUCCGGCUCAAACAGAUCACCCGGCCCGUGGACAUAUUUAUUUCACACGAUUGGCCCAGAGGUAUCUACCAUUAUGGGGACACAGCGUCACUGAUCAAACGGAAGCCGUUUUUCAGGCAAGAGAUAGAGGAGAAUAAACUGGGCUCAGGACCACUGUUUGACCUACUGUGUCAUAUACAGCCCACCUACUGGUUUGCUGCACACUUGCAUGUGAAGUUCGCUGCUCACGUGCAACAUCAGUCAGCAUCUGAACAAGCACCUGGCAAGAGCACAAAGUUUCUCUCGCUUGACAAAUGUUUACCUCGGCGCAGUUUCCUACAGGUCCUUGAUGUUCCACAUGGAAAGGAACCACUGAAGAUAAAGUUAGAUCCAGAAUGGUUGGGGAUUCUGAAGAAAACUGAUCAUUUGUUGAAUAUCACAUCAAGUAACAGAUAUAUGCCCGGACCCGGCUGUGGAGAAAGGUAUGAAUUCACAGUUGACGAUAGUGAAAUAAAAAAGAUGGUGGAUACGUUUGGAGGGGAUCUAACUCUACCCAAUAACUUUGUCCAUACUUCACCUCCACUUGAAGGCAAUCCUGAUGCAGCUUCUAGACAGAGGAGGCAAGAUUUAGUUAUUCGGGUUAACCCCCAGACCACACUUUUGUGCAGUAUGUUGGGCAUCACGGAUCCCAACAUGAAGUUUCUAUCGUGCCAAGAAUUAGUGGAUAAUAGUUCUAGGGCAUCUGACAGUGAUGCUGUCUAUGAAAGUAGCGAUGGGGAAGACAUGCCAAGCACCGUAGAUAGCAGCAUAGAUGUGUCAAGUUCAAGGCUUUCAUCCAGUCAAGACACAUGCAAAACUGCCAAUGAAACAUUGGACAGUUCAUGCCAGCAGUUGUUACGGUUACAACAGAAUAUUGUGACGUCAACCCCGGCAAAGAAUGGUCCUGUUAAAAGGUCAUUUGAGGAGGAUGUAGAUGAUAACGAUGCAGAAUUGUUGUCUAUUCUGUCGGCACAGAGGAACAAAAGCUUGAACUCCUCAUCACACAUUCCUUCGGUGUCACCAUCUGCUGACAGUUCCUCUCCUUGUGUCCACAGUGUUAAUGUGUCUCAUGGUGCCAUACAUUGUGAUAAUCGUGUGACGAGCACCUCCAGUGACUGUUGUGAUAGCCAGUUAUCACCAUCACACGUCCCUAGUAGUCAAGACAAGGCAGCUUUAAAGCCAGAAAGGACAAGCUUUGGAAUGUCUGGGUUGUGUUUGAAUGUUACUGAAGUUUCCCAUUUAUCAUCUGAGGAUAGUGCAGUAAUUACACCAGAGUCGGGGAAAAAGUUGAAGAGACGAAAUGUUUCACUGUAUUCUGAGCAGUCUGAAUAA
Molecule: messenger RNA, 1824 nt
Organism: Candidula unifasciata
Lineage: Eukaryota; Metazoa; Mollusca; Gastropoda; Stylommatophora; Geomitridae
Source: the annotation of a GenBank genome assembly